This is a messenger RNA of Biomphalaria glabrata, 808 nucleotides long. RefSeq lists its product as uncharacterized. The transcript is spliced from 6 exons. NCBI's taxonomy places the organism in Eukaryota, Metazoa, Mollusca, Gastropoda, Planorbidae. The record is from RefSeq and is a predicted model, not a curated record. Bases 32 to 463 code for a protein of 143 amino acids.
CAAAAAACUCUUCAGAUUUCCAUUCUAUUUGAUGGUGUUAAUUGUGUUCAUCUUUUUAUUAACAUUCAUUUAUUUAUAUGCAUAUGAAAGAGGAAACACACAAGGACAUGCUGAGAUAAAAAGAGAACUGAUUACAAUGAAUGACAAAUUAUACUUUUUGAUAGGAGACAUGGCUAAAAUAAAAGAAAAAGCAUCUAAAUUACAAGAAGACAUUGCUGAAAUAAAGGAAAAAACAUCUAAAUUAGAACAAAGAAUGGAGAAAGACAAAGUCUUUAGUACAUCAUUUUGGGAUGACUUUGGCACAGUUAUUAUUUUAUUUUUUCUUAACAUGUUAAAUUGCUAUUUGAACUCUACAUCUUUGAAGUUGGGAUUUAUUAAUUUUUUUAACGCAUGGUUUACAGUAAUGUUGGCUCAGAGAAAUUCAAGCUUUGUAAAACUAGCAACACGUUUACCAUUUAGUUAACGAAAUAUCUUUUUUCAUACCAUUAAUUUUUGUAUUGCAAAAUACAUCAUUUGCAUUGUUCAGAAAUAAGUGACCAAAAAAAAAAACCCCGCUAAUUUUUCAAUCGCACUAAAAGGUAUAAAAUUAUAAUUAAAAAUUUUAAACACACCCAACCAUUUUUGUAAAUUUUUUUUCUACUUUUUUAGUGCUUUUUAAAUAUUAGCGUUUUUUAAAUACUUUUAUUAUUUUAGCGAUCUUACUCUGUUCAGUCAUACAUAUCACUGGUUUUCGUGGCUAGCUCAGGCAACCCAUUCCAUGCUCUUAAAGCAUUUAAUCUGUAUUAGACAAAAAUCAAAUAGCACUAGG